GCCGCGAGCAUGCGCCGUGCCGGGAGAGACGGCGGCUCGGCGGGGUCAUCCCGGCGCAGGCGCAGUGCGGUGUUUGUCUGCCGGACUGACGGGCGGCCGGGCGGUGCGCGGCGGCGACGGCGGCGGGGAAGAUGGCGGCGUCCUCCCUGGAGCAGAAGCUGUCCCGCCUGGAGGCCAAGCUGAAGCAGGAGAACCGCGAGGCCCGGCGGAGGAUCGACCUCAACCUGGAUAUCAGCCCGCAGCGGCCCCGGCCCAUUAUUGUGAUCACUCUAAGCCCUGCUCCUGCCCCGUCCCAACGAGCAGCCCUGCCACUCCCGUUGGUCAACGAUGGGGGCACCCGUUCACCGUCCUCGGAGAGCACCCCACAGCACCCCACGCCCCCCAGCCGGCCCCGCCACAUGCUGGGACUCCCGUCCACGCUGUUCGCACCCCGCAGCAUGGAGAGCAUCGAGAUCGACCAGAAGCUGCAAGAGAUCAUGAAGCAGACGGGUUAUCUAACCAUCGGGGGCCAGCGCUACCAGGCAGAAAUCAGUGACCUGGAGAACCUGGGGGAGAUGGGCAGUGGCACCUGCGGCCAGGUGUGGAAGAUGCGCUUCCGGACUACGGGGCACAUCAUCGCUGUCAAGCAAAUGCGGCGCUCUGGGAACAAGGAAGAGAACAAGCGGAUCCUCAUGGACCUGGACGUGGUGCUCAAGAGCCACGACUGCCCCUACAUCGUGCAGUGCUUCGGGACUUUCAUCACCAAUACGGACGUCUUUAUUGCCAUGGAGCUGAUGGGCACGUGUGCAGAGAAACUCAAGAAGCGGGUGCAGGGCCCCAUCCCGGAGCGGAUCCUGGGCAAGAUGACAGUGGCGAUCGUCAAGGCGCUCUUCUACCUGAAGGAGAAGCACGGCGUGAUCCACCGCGACGUCAAACCCUCCAACAUCCUGCUGGACGAGCGGGGCCAGAUCAAACUCUGCGACUUCGGCAUCAGCGGCCGCCUCGUGGACUCCAAGGCCAAGACGCGGAGCGCCGGCUGCGCCGCUUACAUGGCGCCUGAGCGCAUCGACCCCCCGGACCCCACCAAACCCGACUACGACAUCCGGGCCGACGUGUGGAGCCUGGGCAUUUCAUUGGUGGAGCUGGCCACGGGGCAGUUCCCUUACAAGAACUGCAAGACGGACUUCGAGGUCCUCACCAAGGUCCUGCAGGAGGAGCCCCCGCUCCUGCCCGGCCACAUGGACUUCUCGGGGGACUUCCAGUCCUUCGUCAAAGACUGCCUUACUAAAGAUCACAGGAAGAGACCAAAGUAUAAUAAGCUACUUGAACACAGCUUCAUCAAGCGCUACGAGACGCUGGACGUGGACGUGGCCACUUGGUUCAAGGACGUCAUGGCGAAGACAGAGUCCCCCCGCAGCAGCAGCGUCCUGAGCCAACACCACCUGCCCUUCUUCAGGUAGCCGGGGGGCUGCAGCCGGCCACCCCGGGGGCGGGGAGGCCAGGGGCCCGGCCACGGCCCCCCACCCCGGCCCCCCGGCCCCCCGCCCGCCGCUCCCCCAGCUGGGGGAGAACCGGGUCCGCUGAGGGCUGAGGACAGCACGCGGGGGUGGGGGGCGCCGCCCCUCGUCCCCCCGCCCACCGGCCGUGGACAGACGGGCCACCAGGCUGCCGGCCCUGGGCGCCCCGACAGACACUGUGAAGGGCUGUGAGCAGGCGCCGCACGGACUCGCUAUUUAUUCAGCCGAACCUCGGGGCCCAGGAGAGCGCCGCCUGCGUGCCCGCGCCUUCCCGCCCCGCAGACACGCUGUCUCUGCGCCCCCUCUCUACCUCUCCCUGCCCGCCGGCCCCUGCCCUGGGCGCCCCCUGCCCCAGGACCUUGGGGAGCCGCUGCCCUUGCCGCCGCUGUGCGCUCCUCCCCACCCCUUCUCCUCUCUCUCCCUCUCUCUUCCCUCUCUCGCUCUCGCUCUCUCUGAUCUCAGGGGGUCCUUUUUGAAGUUUAUUGUAUUUUAUUGUACCGGGGGGUGCGGGUGGGGAGCGCGUUCCGGAGCUCGUCGGUACCUUCCGAAACUACCAAAGUCAUGUUGAGCUGCUCGGGAGGGGACGGGGGCGCUGGCCCCGGGGGGGAGAGUCCCCGACAGGCGGGGACCCCGGGGAGCAGGGAGGGGCUUCCCCCUGGGGGCUGGAGACUGGAGACACAGCUUAGGGGUACGGGUGAGUCGAGGAGGAGCUAGCUCAGGGGGCCCGAGGAGGAGCAGCCGCGGCCGCACAGGGGCCCUUCAGGGAAGGAGGCCGGGCCGGGCCGGGCGGCGAGUGGGGGCAUAGCCGGGAGGUGUGGAGGGAGCUGGUGAUGACGGGGGGCCUGGACGCCCUGGGCCGGACCGUUCUUGGAGCAGGAGUGAUGGGUGGGGAGAUGUGUGAGGGUUCAGGGAUGUUGGGCAGGGACAGAGGCAGGACGCGUGGAAGGCUGAGGUAUGUGGAGACAGAUGCGCCCCCCUGAGCACCCCUUGACUCACUGAGACCAGCCCCCCGGAGGGAGAGCCAGGGCCCCGGAGCCUCCGCCACAGCCGAGGGGGAGCUGGGGGGUUUCCUCCCCCCCAUUUUUCGUUGGUGAUGCAUGCAAAUCAAAAGUGGACAACACGUGGAAUAACAAAAACGAAAAGACCCCACGAAACCAGCUGCCACCAGAGAGGCUCGUGGACAAAGCCCGCCUGCCCAGUGACCCCUCGGCAGCCGCGAAGCGCCACCGGCCACACGCUGCAAAAGUCCGAGUCGUGUCUGCUCCAGCCCCGGGGGCUGGGGGUUCUGCAAGCCCCCUUGCCCUGCGUUUCCUGGCGAGGGGCUGUCAUCGGGAGGCCUGGCCGCUCCCCUCAGCCUUGGGGCAGCUGGACACGGCACAGCUGGGCGUGGGGCUGGGCCACAUGGGGUUUGUGGGUUUUUUUUUUUUUUUAACGACAAAAAAAAUUUUAUUGAACUUGAUUUUCUCUUUGGUGAGUGUGUCACCCCCGCCCCUGCCUCCCCCUUCACUAGCCAGCACCCCUGCACCAGGCAGGCUGGGGCCCUUGACAGCCUGGCCGGGCCCACACCCAGGGUGGGGGACCCACCCACAACCCCCUUCUCAGGCCGCCAGUAUUGCUUCCUCGGCCCCUUUUUGAAAGGAAACGCCCUCGUUUGUAAAUUCUUAGAUGCUUGAGAAUAAAGCCCUCCCUUUUCUUCUG
Molecule: messenger RNA, 3194 nt
Organism: Sorex fumeus (smoky shrew)
Lineage: Eukaryota; Metazoa; Chordata; Mammalia; Eulipotyphla; Soricidae
Gene: MAP2K7
Product: mitogen-activated protein kinase kinase 7
Exons: 12
Coding region: 132-1439 (435 amino acids)
Biological process (GO): protein phosphorylation
Molecular function (GO): protein kinase activity; ATP binding
Source: RefSeq, a predicted model, not a curated record